This is a messenger RNA of Diachasmimorpha longicaudata, 3008 nucleotides long. Its product is annotated as glutamate receptor ionotropic, kainate 2-like. Gene Ontology annotation, cellular component: plasma membrane; postsynaptic density membrane. The transcript is spliced from 9 exons. The record is from RefSeq and is a predicted model, not a curated record. The coding region runs from base 991 to 2961 and encodes 656 amino acids. Gene Ontology annotation, molecular function: ligand-gated monoatomic ion channel activity; signaling receptor activity. Lineage: Eukaryota; Metazoa; Arthropoda; Insecta; Hymenoptera; Braconidae.
AAAUUUGGGGGAGCACGGUAAUUCUAGAUAUAUUUAGCUGCAAACAGUCACGUGAACAUGAAUGUCGGACGUAGUAUUGGAUCAGGGGCAUAAAACAGAGAAUUUGUUGAUUACCGUCAUUGCAUAUUCUUCUCAAAUGUUUUUAACGGUCUCUGAUUCCCCGGCGCUCAGAGCUGCUGAAUAUAAAAUAAGUGGAUAAGUCCAAUUGUGCGAAAAUGAGAGCAGUUUUAUGCUAAAAGAUUACAAUUUUUUUUUCAAUGGUCGUUCCUCCCUUUGGAAUUCUUCUUUUACUGCUUUAUUUUGGGUUAUUUGGGUCCUUGUGCUGGAUAAAUCUGACGUGAAUUUAAUGCUUGGUCUGGUCUGCGGGUUUUUGAAGACAGGAAAAUGAAAACAAUCAGAUUUAAAGGGUUUAUGGCGCCCUCAGAGAGAAUAAAAAAAAUUUUUAAAUCUUGAGGAUUUUCUGCAAAUAUGUUCUUUAAUGUAUCAAAAAACUAUAUAAUAAAUUUUAGGUCAUUUAGGCGAAUCGUAAGAAUUAUAAUAAUUUCUGAAAUUGUUCGCUAUGCUUCAGGUUGAAUGAGAUAUUAAUAAUUCGACAGUUUUUUUUAUAUUACCGACGCGUCGGCCAUAUAGGGAAAAUUUGGAAAUUACCGCCGUCAGAUUCAAGGUUUUGCGACAGUAAAUUAUUUUCUGGACAAGUGGAGCUUGUACUGGGUGUUCCGCGGGUGGUACACAGAAGUCGUCAGGUAUAAAUACCCUGGAGGUACGAGGGUUAGGCCCGUGGCUGAUAGAGGACACUACUCACUUUAUUUAUUUACAAAUGAAGAAAUUUAAAACUAAUGAGACACUUGAAGCUGUGCAAACGAAUCUUCGAGAAAACGUGAUUGUCAUCUGAUCAACGGAAUAAUCCUUCGUCAUUCGAGGGUACCCAGGUGUAAAUAAAGCGAGUAAAUAUGUACGGAUUUACUGUCCUCCCCCUACAACACUAUCACAAUGGAUUGCCCACGCGUGCAGCAUAUCAGAACUCUCAGCGAAUACACCCCCGUGACAGGCGGAAUGAAUUUCGUCGUCUUCCUGUUUAACAUUUAUAUUGUAAUGUCUGCCGGAAAUUCUGCUGAGUCCAAAAAAAUGGCGACGUAUUAUGGUCCUCUGGUGAAGAAUAUUUAUGAGGAAUAUCGUACUGGAGGAAUCAUGAUAGCAUCUCACCAACGAACUCGGGCACAGUUCACAAGACUAACGAGGCAAUAUGAAAUAGCUAGAUGGCUAUCCAAGUAUGGAAUUCCUUCGAUAAUCGUAAAAUUGGAACGUUUCAAAGAAAGAUUAUCUUCCUACACCGACCGAAUUUUCCGACCUCUUGUUGCAGUAGGAUUUUAUACGAUGGAAGAAGUUCUUAUGUUCCAACAGAUCGCUAAGGAUGUUAUCAUGGGCUACCCCGUGUGGUUGAUAAUUUUUGCGGAAAAUGCUGAUGCCGAUGUCUGCGAAUAUUGCCGAAAUCCUCACGGAAAUUUAUUCAACUUGAAGUUGGAUUCGGAAGUUCUUGUCUUGUGCUGUGACCCGAAUACUAUUGAUGAGUGGUGGUCACCAGCGGUUAAUCGGACGAUGAGGAAGGAGAUUGGACACUGGAUCGGUGAGAAUUCAAAGGGAUAUUCUUUUAGUCGUAGGCCUCUUUACGGCCGUCGGAAUUCUUUGGAGGGACGAGAGCUACGUGUAGUUGCAGCGAAGGGAUCCGCUUAUAUUUGGAAAGAAAAUGGAAAAUACACCGGAUUUUUUGGCGAAGUGCUCAAUGAAUUAUCCGCAAUAAUGAAUUUCACGAUAUCAGAAUCUACUACGACCAACGGUUUUGGGAACUUCAAUCCAAAAACAUUAAAGUGGAACGGUGUCAUUGGACGGAUUCACCGAAAUGAAGCUGAUAUUGGGGUUUCUCCAAUGGCCAUGACCCAUUCACGACUCAAUGCUGUUGAUUUUACGAUACCCAUGUUCUCCGGAAAGUCAAGAUUGUACGUGAGAAAACUCGAUGGUGCUCGUGUUCAGUGGCAAGCCUAUUUCAAGGCAUUCGCUAUGGACGUAUGGAUGACUAUCAUUGGAUUGAUUGUCGCAAUACCUCUCCUUUUGACUCUCAUCAGAUACAGAAGGGGACGUAAUCUCUUUCCCCAGAUCAUCGAGCAUUACUCCAACGUCUGGGGUAUUUACUGCCAACAGGGAUUGUCCAGAUUUCCAGAUGAAACAUCAUUGAGAAUUGUUUAUCUAUCGAUAUUUCUGUCUGCGGUUGUCAGCACCAGUGUAUACUCAGCGUCCUUAGUCAGCUUCCUCACCGUCUUCUCUUCGUAUUCGCCAUUCAACACGAUGGAAGAAUUUGUCGCGGAUGGCACUUACGGGCUCCUCAUAUUGAAGAAUAGUGCGCAAUAUGACGUAUAUAAGAAUACCAAGGAUCCCUUCAAGAAGAAGAUGAAGUCUCUCAUGGUUCCUGAAGAGUCCUUGCCCUCGAGUUUAGCUGAAGGAUUUAAACGGGUCUGCCAGGAGAGGGUUGUAUUCGAGACGAAUGAAGCUAUUAGGAAAACUAUGGAUAACUCAAUAUUCUGUGACAUCACAGCUAUAGAUACAAAAACUAUUGAGACAUUCGGAAUGAUCACACCACGGCGAAGUGAAUACCUUGAACUCAUCAAUUACCGCAUCCGACAAUUUGAAUUGAAUGGAGUAUUUCGCCGAUUGAAGAACAAAUACUUCACAAGGCCACGUGAAAUUAAAAUUGAUUAUCCAAAAGUACACGUAGAGGGAGUCGAACCGAUUUUACUUAUACUAGCCAGUGGAUUUUCAAUUACACUUAUGAUUUUCAUCAUCGAGCUGCUCUUCAAUUGGAUUCAAACGGAGUUGCUGAAGAGGAAGGAACGAAGAAUCAUACAAGGUCAAAUAAAAUACUCUCGUUCUUCUCAUAGAGCGAAGAAUGAAAUGUAUUUCAUUCCCUAAUAUUUAUCGCGUCUGGAAGAGCACUUUUUUAACUCAAUAAAAUUGGA